Messenger RNA from Colletotrichum higginsianum IMI 349063, 2133 nucleotides. RefSeq lists its product as uncharacterized. Lineage: Eukaryota; Fungi; Ascomycota; Sordariomycetes; Glomerellales; Glomerellaceae. The coding region runs from base 1 to 2133 and encodes 710 amino acids. The record is from RefSeq and is a predicted model, not a curated record. The transcript is spliced from 4 exons.
AUGGCUCACAUCGCAACCUGUAUGCUCGGUGUCGAAGGCGAGCCCACCACUCUGCCGUAUAUAGCCAAGCCGGCCUCCCCACUACCUCCCUCAGAACCAACACAACUGCCACCGCCACCGCCGACAGCGGACCACAAACCCUUUGUGUGGAGGAUGCACCAGCCAGAGUCUCGGAAGUACCAGCUCUUCCCCAAAGAUCGUCAGCACCGGCCGUCAGGAAAGAGCCUCGACCCCGAGCAAGCAUUCGCCCUCGCCAUGGGACAGAACGAAAAGACAGAAAAGCCCUGCAGCAGCAGCGGCUCCCUUCGGCUACGCAUCAAGGAGCACAACCUCAUUAGACGGCGCAAAGUGAGCAUUCCCGAGCUGGGCCCAAUGACAACAGUCCAGGAGGUUCCCAUGGAUUCACCCACCAUUCCGGGACGACCACCUCUGCACGAGAGGUCCGUCAGCGCCCCUGGUCAUCACAUCAAGCAGCACAAUUCCACUAGUUCCGUCUCGUCCGCCGCCGCUGCCGCCGCCGCCGCCACUGCCGAUAGGUCUGCGUACAUAGAUCACGCUUGCUCCCCGGAACGGCACCAAAGAUCUGCUUCGGAAACCCAGACAGCUCGCCAACCUGCCUCGCCGAAGCAGCUGGCCCCUCUCGUCAUCCCUACUCACAUCGGCAAUGUGCCUCGCCUGGCCAGACAAACCUCACACAGUCGCAUGCGAUCAGGCGGCUCUAGUCAGGAUAUCGGCCAGCUUUCUGCCCGAACCGACGACUCGUCCAGGUCACAGUCUCGAACCCCCUACACUCCUUUGACGGCUUCCACCGCCCUGACAACGCCGCUGUCAGCCUGCCACAGUGUACAAUCUGCCACUACACCUGUGUCUGCUCCCAUCAUGGAGGCCCGAGACUCCUCCAAGCCAUGGGAGAACAACAGCACACCGAUCGCAAUCACUCCCGGUCAACACAACGAUGACGCCUCGGCUACGCCCGAAACCGAAUCUGCAUCCCGGCCGUUCGUUCACUCGCAUAGGAGGGGACAAUCUGAAUCCGGUAGCAUCAUGGAUCGGGGCCGCCCAAGGAAGCGGAGCGACGCGCGAAACAAUGGCAGUCCUCUUCCCAAGCGAAGCUGCUCGACACGCAACAAGAGCGCCGAGCGUCGGGCUUUCGAGGAGCUCCCGACCGGAUGGCGCGCUGGCGAGGUGGCCAAUUACAUGGGACAACCCGAAUUGGAGGCAUUACAAAAGCAGGCAUUUGGCCAAGCCUCCAGGUUUGAGGUAUUGAAGAAGGAUGACGUCGAGAUGCUUUCGAAGGAACUCCGCCAGCUCGACGAACGAACUGAGUACCUUCGUCGCACCUACACCUCUUUGCGCGCUGGCCGGCGCAACCUGCACUCUCGCAUGUGUCAAUACCUCCGCUCUCCUCGGACGGCGAGGUUCAGCACGGACUCGAUGCUGAAGCAAGAGGAAGCUCUCGCUGAGCUCGACACCUCAAUCGAUGACUGGGUCAACAAGCUCGAACAGGCCGAAAACCGCCGGACGCGGGUACGCCAAAAGCUCCUGGAACACGUUGCUGCCGCCGCUACCCUUCCCACUCCGGCGGCAACGGCUGCGAGCGAGUCAUUGCAGCUAGCCAUGGGGAUCCGUUCGCCUCCACCACCGGGCGUUGGGGACAUCUCCACACCCCCCCGGAGCCCCACCAAGAACGCAUUCUCUUCACACGCUGCCAACAGCUCCCCCUCGCCGCAACGAGUCGUCGCGCAGGUCCCCAGUACCAUUGUCGAGCAGCCCGUGGUCGAGGAUACGCCCAGAGCCUUGGCCAACAAGCACGAGUCUGCUUUUAGCCAUCGCCGCAUCGGCAUGGAAAGCAUCCGCAUCUAUGCCGACAGCGACGUGUACGCGCUCUUGGCCGACGUGGAGAACGAAAUCACCAAGAUGAGUGCAGCGGCAAACCUGCCCGAAAGCAAUGCCGCCCUCUCUGAUGAUGAGCGGAAAGAGAUCCAUCGGGCGCGCAGCCACGAGGCUCUCAGCGGCCUUUCGACGGAUGCGAAGAACACCGUCUCAUCUCCCCGCGCACCUUCGCCCCCGGCCAAGGAUAGCCCGGCAGACGGCGAGGCUAUCUUCCUCACCAGUGCCGUAUUCCGAGGCUGA